AUGCUUGAAGGUGUUGUGAGGGGGAGCGGCAGCGGCGGACGCAGGGUUCCUGGCCGGGGUGGUAAGGCAUUACAUUUCCGCCUAGGUUCAUUAUGCAGCUCGCAACCGUGGCAGAUACGGUAAUGCAAUACCCCGUUUUCCAACACUAAUGUUACUCCCGUACAUUGCUACGGCUCUUUUUGCAGAAUGCAAGAAGCCAACCGUGUGGCUCAUAGAUUUACGGAGGGAUAAAGAGGCUUGGGAUAUAGGGAGUAA
Chondrus crispus (carragheen) is the source of this 255-nucleotide messenger RNA. RefSeq lists its product as hypothetical. The record is from RefSeq and is a predicted model, not a curated record. The coding region runs from base 1 to 123 and encodes 40 amino acids. Lineage: Eukaryota; Rhodophyta; Florideophyceae; Gigartinales; Gigartinaceae. The transcript is spliced from 2 exons.